This is a messenger RNA of Halichondria panicea, 2343 nucleotides long. RefSeq lists its product as uncharacterized. The record is from RefSeq and is a predicted model, not a curated record. NCBI's taxonomy places the organism in Eukaryota, Metazoa, Porifera, Demospongiae, Suberitida, Halichondriidae. The transcript has 5 exons. The coding region runs from base 16 to 2268 and encodes 750 amino acids.
UGUCCACAUCCGUAUAUGCCUGAUCUGGCUAUUGAUCAAAAAUGGAGAACGGAACCAGAUGAAAUUCGAACCAACAAGUUCAAUGUGGCUGAUUCUAGCGUUAUUUUAGAAACAACUCGGUCUGGGAAAAUAUACAUCAAGAUGUCUUCUAGUUCUAAUUCUAGCUCUAUAGAUAUGUCAACGGUUCUCUAUCAUCUUAACGAAGCUUGUGAGGGUGCCCAAUUAGAGCAGUUGAAGCUAGCGCUUGAAUGCUUGGGGAUCGGUCAAGGAAAAGUUAACAAAGUAAAGAAAGUACAUGAUGCUUACAAUUGUUUCUGCUGUGAAAAAUCAACUGCCAAUGAGGCCAUCCCACUACUUUAUGCUAUCCUCGAGGAGAUUGCUGUGCCAGUCAGAGUUCUUCGGGGAUUAAAAAAAUGGACAACUACUGAAAAGCUCAAGGAAUGUCGUAAAAGAAAAGACUUCAGUUUCGCCAAGAUGAUCAUUAAGCUGUGUAAUGAAUUCACUCAAGAAGACUUUGCGAAGUUUUGCCAACUUUGUCUAGUUCACCUUGACCACAUGGUUAAUUCAGAUCAUUGUGAUACAAUUGUGAAGCUGUUCCAGAAGCUUAUUCGAGCCAGGAAAGUGGUUUAUCCUGGCAGUGUGCAAGUCCUGAGUGAGAUUCUGACAGAAAUGCAGAAAGAGAGCAGUCUGGAGUAUGUGCAAGAGUACAACAGAGUGAUUGGAUAUUUUAGUGAGGCAACACAGGAAGGUUCUUUAGAAGAUGCGCUACCUCUCCCUGGUACUAGUGAGCAGCAAGAUGUGAUGACUGAUGUGGACAGCACUAUUACGUUUGAAGCAGCUAUAUCCAUUGAGCAACAAAGUAGAGGUCAACAAUCCUUGGUAGUUGGUAACUCAACACCCAUGGUGUACAGUACUCCACAAAGACAGUCAUGUACAGAUAUCCGUAAUGGUUAUGGAACUGAGGAAGCACAAAGACCUGGUCAUAUCGGUCAAUCUCCAGUGAAGGCAUUCACUAUUCCUAACAGUCCCACUGGUUCUACUCCACAAGUUGAUAGCUCACCAACAGACAGUGAGCCAUUUCAAACUGACUCGGGUAUCUCACCUCAGCAAAACUCUAGUGUCGAAAUCUUCGUCAAUGAUACAGAUGUUUUUGAUAGCAGUCAAGAUAUUGAGGUGGAUGGAGGAAACGAUAAGAAAAAGGAGGAAUCAAAACCGCUCAUUGGUGAGAUGCGCACGGAUUCCCCAAAACUAUUCAACAAAAAGAACAAAAUGUUGUUGAUUGGAUGCAUAGCUAUUGCUGUUUUAACAGUACUCUUUGCUGGCUCUGUUGCCAUGGUUAAAAUAGGCAUACAAAUAUAUCUCAAAAAUUUGGCCAUUGUCGAUAAGAGCACCCGGAAUAAUACACUAUUUGCAGUCGAAGGUGACACUAUUGUGCUAGCGGGAAUGGUGGAUACUGGUGUUGUUUCCAAGGUAACGGUGGAAGAGACGACAGAACGUGGCGAUUCAUCACAUGUGAGCAGCGUGUUCCUUGUACGUCAGAAUGACCUCAAAAAGCACAGUGUGAGUAUCAGCAAACAUUUUAGCGGGUUCUACUCUAAAAUACCGUGGAGGACAACUGGACUUAUCGAUCACACCUACAUUUUAGGCGGUGGACUCAUUAACUAUUCAUUCUGUGCUACCCAUCCCUCUGAAGGCACGGGUGACGGAUAUAUAUACAUUUUCGAUAGUGAGAAGCAUUAUUCUGACUAUUCAGCCCAACUUCCUGGCUCUCAAUCGCUUUUUAGCGUUUACAAAGAAAAGCUUAAUAUCGGAACUUUUAACCAGUUGGAGUGUAGGUCGCUUGAGUUCCCGAUAGCCGAUCCAGGUUAUUAUUUUGUAGUUGUCGAUACACCUGGAGAUCUCUACUACAAUUAUUCAUAUGAAAUCCGAGAUAUUCAUUUGGAUCACAUGGACUAUGAUUCAGUUUGCGAACAAGUGUACGAGGGUCAGGCCUGCUCAUUCGAUCUGCCUACAGAAGUUGGAUGCUACUCUGUUCUAGCGUACGUGACCCCUCAUGUUGACCUUGAAUCCCACACUACACAUCUCCGCCUGAUGACCAGUGGUGUCACUAAAACUGUUAAAUAUGAACUGACGAUGUCUGUGGUUUUGUUUUGUGUUGGUGGAGGCGUUCUAUUGCUGUGUUUUGUAUUUCUUGCUGUUUUUGUGAUUGUAUGUGUACUUAGGCAAAAAAAACUGUAUCGUCGUCGGUUGCUUUUCUUGUCAGUAUAAUUAUGUUUAUUACUGAAUUGCUGCUUAUCUACAUGUAUUUGUUUCUUACGAAUUUUACUUGUCUAUAAAUUGAAA